Molecule: messenger RNA, 699 nt
Organism: Exophiala dermatitidis NIH/UT8656
Lineage: Eukaryota; Fungi; Ascomycota; Eurotiomycetes; Chaetothyriales; Herpotrichiellaceae
Exons: 1
Coding region: 1-699 (232 amino acids)
Source: RefSeq, a predicted model, not a curated record
AUGUACGGCCUUCCAGAACCCGUGGCCGAGAGUGAGCGUGUGGCGAUGUACGACUCCAUGCAGUAUUUUCUGAACAACGACGCGGAACGACAAGAUGAUCUCCUUAGGUAUCUUCAGGACCGAGAUCCUGCGAUCUGGCGAAAGAUCCGAGACAACGUGCCAUACGGCCCACAAGAUUUGUCAGAUGAGACCGUCCGAGCUAUCAGCCAAAUCGUCUACAGACAUGAUACCGCCAAAGACGUCCAACUUGAUGUGCCCCAGGAGCAAAUGACACAGAAGAUGAUGGAUUUCAACGAUACCUACAUUGUGAAGCUAACAGAGGCCAAGUCUGCUGAGUUGCAAGGCCUUAUCAGCUCCGUGGUCCCGAGAAUUGCGCUCAAUCCUAAGGGAGCACAGAUGAAGCCCAGUUCCUUGCCAGAAAACGUGCAGCUCAUGAUCCAUCGAUACCUUCGGAAGCACCUACCUGAGGAGGUCAAGCAACAGAUCAAGAAGGAAGAAGCCGAUCACGAUGGCGAUGUGGACAUGACCGACGCUGCAUCCCCGACCCCGUCCGAGAUAGAAGUCAAGGAGUUUCUGGAGUAUUGGGAAUACCUAGAGGAGAGGGAAAGACUCAUCAAGCUCGGGGAGCACGAGAAGGCCAAGAAGCUCGAGGAGAGCGAGGAGAUCAAGAACCUGGUGCAGCGCCUGAAUGGCACUUGA